AUGUCAAGUGUAAUGCAAUUCUUAGACGGUGUAGCCACUCUUCCUCAUAACUUGCUUGAACUUGUGAACGCUCGAAAAAUUGAUGGAGGAUUUGAUGCUUUGGGUGAAGCAACUGAGUCUCCAGGGGACAGUAGUAACACUUUUUCUUCCGUCAUGACGGAAUCGUUUGUCUCUGCCUUUGUCCUCUGUCCCACGAGAGGUUUGUCCAAUGUUGACCCCACACAGUAUCUAGGACUCUUCAACUCCAGCAACAUGGGAGAUCCAUCGAAUCACAUAGUAGCUGUUGAGCUUGACACCGUACAAACCGCUGAGUUUAAUGACAUAGAUGCUAACCAUGUUGGUAUUGACAUAAAUAGUGUGGUCUCAGAGGUAGCUUCUUCAGCAGGCUAUUUCAUGGAUGAUGGUACAUUUGUGAAUCUCUUCCUCUCUAGUGGAGAACCUAUGCAGGUUUGGAUUGAGUAUGAUAGUAAACAGAAGCAGCUUAAUGUCACACUUCAUCCUCUGCAUGUCUCUAAGCCAAAGAAUCCUCUCCUUUCUCUACAAAAAGACCUCUCUCCUUAUAUACUUGAGUUUAUGUAUGUUGGAUUCUCUUCAUCCACUGGUAUAAGAACUUCAUCUCAUUAUAUAUUGGGUUGGACGUUCAAGAUUAAUGGGACAGCUCCAGAUAUAGACACUUCUCACCUUCCAGAGGUUCCUCGUUUUGAUCAGCCAAAGGACCAGAGUGAAAAGGGGGUUCUGGCUGUAAGUUUGAUCUUAUCAGGCAUCACAAUGCUCAUCGUCUUGAUUCUUGGCUUAUGGCUUUUCUUGAAGAGGAAAAAGCUAUUAGAAGUUCUUGAGGACUGGGAGGUACAGUUUGGUCCUCAUAGGUUUGCUUACAAAGUUCUACACACUGCUACAAAGGGGUUUAAGGAAACUGAGCUUCUUGGUAAAGGCGGGUUUGGGAAAGUCUUCAAGGGUACAUUGCCAGUUUCCAACAUAGAGAUUGCAGUAAAGAUGGUUUCUCAUGAUUCAAGACAAGGCAUGAGAGAGUUCAUUGCUGAGAUUGCAACCAUUGGCCGCCUUAGACACCCUAACUUAGUUAGGCUUCUUGGAUACUGUAGACGCAAAGGUGAACUCUACUUGGUGUAUGAUUGUAUGCCCAAAGGUAGUCUUGAUAAGUUCCUCUACCAUCAUCAUAAUGAGAAACUUGAUUGGUCAGAGAGAUUCAAGAUAAUCAAAGAUGUAGCUGCUGGACUCUACUAUUUGCAUCAACAAUGGGUACAGGUGAUUAUCCACAGGGAUAUUAAACCAGCUAACAUCCUUCUUGAUGGAAGUAUGAAUGCAAAACUUGGUGACUUUGGUCUUGCUAAGCUAUGCGAUCAUGGGAUUGAUCCUCAAACAUCUUAUGUGGCAGGUACGUUAGGGUAUAUCUCACCUGAGCUUUCAAGAACAGGAAAGGCAAGCACAAGCUCAGAUGUAUUUGCAUUUGGAGUGGUGAUGCUAGAGAUUGCUUGCGGGAGAAAACCGGUACUGCCACGAGCAUCGGAAAGCGAGAUGGUACUGACUGAUUGGGUGCUAGAGUGUUGGGAGAAUGGAGAUAUAAUGCAGGUUCUUGAUCAAAAUAUUGAGCAGGAAAAUAUUGAGGAACAAGUAAUGCUUGUUCUGAAACUGGGCUUGCUCUGUUCCCAUCCAGUUGUAGCCAUCAGACCAAACAUGUCUAGUGUCAUUCAGUUCCUGGACAGUGUAGCUCAACUUCCUCAUAACUUACUUGACAUUAUGUCAGCUCAAGAACUCAAUAGAGGUAAUGAAAACUUAAGUGAAGAAGCUGAUUCUCCUGAGUCCAGUUCUGUUGCUUCAUUGACCUUCACUGAAUCCUUUGUCUCUCAUGGACGGUAA
This is a messenger RNA of Eruca vesicaria subsp. sativa (arugula), 1875 nucleotides long. Lineage: Eukaryota; Viridiplantae; Streptophyta; Magnoliopsida; Brassicales; Brassicaceae. The record is from the annotation of a GenBank genome assembly.